AUGACAUCUAACACGACGACCACUGGUCAAGUGGGGGGACUGCUGGAAGCAGACGUCAAUCAGGGUCUGAUGGACGAGGGCACUUAUCGUCUGAUUGUCCUCGUCUGCUUCGUCAUCACCGUCAUCAUCAGCCCUCUUGGCAUCAUCUUCAACAUCAUCAACAUCGUCGUUUUCUGUAAACUUGGCUUUAAAGAGAGCACCAACAUUAUCCUGGUCAGUUUGGCUGUGACGGACAUCUUCAUCUUGCUGACCGUUAUCGGCACGGCCUUCAGCUCUGACGUUAUCUUCCCGUCGUUAGCUCAAAGUCUGGACAUUCUUGACGCUGUUGCCUACAUAGUUCUAGGCUGGCCCAACGUUGUAACAACCCGAGUAACGGGUUGUCUGACAACCUUCUUAGCUCUUGAAAGGUUUCUCUGUGUGGUACUGCCUCUGAGGGUAAAAGUAAUUAUGCAGAAAAACAUUUCAGUUAGAUUUACUAUAGCGCUGUGUCUAUUCUCGGUGGCCUACUCGGUUCCCAUGUAUCUGGCCAACAGCAUCGGUCUGAGGUUCAACCCCAUGUCAAACCAAACCUCUGUUGGACUUAUUGUGGCGGAGAACAGCGACGUUCUGGAGGGCGUGUCUAUUAGCGUCGACGUUUUCAUCGAAAUCACGUCAUUUAUUCUAGUCACAGCUUUCACUGUCGGUCUCAUCUCCUCCUAUUUUAGAACAACAAAAUGGCGGUAUCAGGCCACGGGCGCUGCUAAAGACGGUCAGAUGACCAAUCGUGACCGGAAGUUGGUCAAAAUGGUUAUUUUAGUAUCCAUUGUUUUCAUUGGCUGUUCCUUGCCGACAGUUACUGCAGAUGUUGCCAUGGUGAUGGUCAAAGAUUUUAAUGUCAAAGGUCGUGAGAGAUAUCUAUUUUUAGCCGCGUGUGCCAUAUUUUAUAACAUCAUUUCUCUGAACUCUGUCGUCAACAUGUUUAUCUACCUGAACAUGAGUUCCAGGUUUAGGAAAACUUUUCUAGUAAUCUUUUCUUUUCUAAACGAAACCCAAGAACAUUGA
Molecule: messenger RNA, 1041 nt
Organism: Physella acuta
Lineage: Eukaryota; Metazoa; Mollusca; Gastropoda; Physidae
Product: thyrotropin-releasing hormone receptor-like
Biological process (GO): G protein-coupled receptor signaling pathway
Cellular component (GO): plasma membrane
Molecular function (GO): G protein-coupled peptide receptor activity
Source: RefSeq, a predicted model, not a curated record